UGUCCUCACCUCAGGAAACAGAGUUCCAGCCUGUCCAGCUCUCCUCAGCAGGGGGCCAGGGUCCUCACUUUAUAAACAUUCCCAGCCUGUAAGAGUAGAGGGCACUGCCAUGGUAUGAGACUGGAGCCCAGGGAGAGAGAAACUCAGGAGUCAAGGAGCAAGGCAAGAAGAGCAAGGGCAUAAGACCAGAGGGAUCUGAGCAGAAGCCAGGAGGGGUCUGAGAGAGCUGAGCUUUCGAGAAUGGCUCUAAGGAUGAUGCUCUGGGCUGGCCAGGCCAAGGGGAUCUUGGGAGGCUGGAGGAUCAUCUGCUUGGUGGUGUCUCUGUUCCUGCAGCACCCAGGAGUCAACAGCAAGUGUUACUUCCAAGCUCAAGCCCCCUGCCACUACGAGGGGAAAUACUUCACGCUGGGUGAAUCUUGGCUCCGAAAGGACUGUUUCCAUUGUACCUGUCUGCAUCCUGUUGGUGUGGGCUGCUGUGACACGUCUCAGCAUCCCAUUGACUUUCCUGCUGGCUGUGAAGUGCUACAGGAGGCAGGAACCUGUCAAUUUUCCCUGGUGCAAAAAGCUGACCCUCGACUGCCCUGCAAAGGGGGAGGACCCGACUUAGAAUGGGGUUCAGCUAACACCCCCGUUCCUGGGGCUCCUGCCCCUCACUCCAGCUAA
Grammomys surdaster is the source of this 663-nucleotide messenger RNA. It is a transcript of the gene Msmp, whose product is annotated as microseminoprotein, prostate associated. Bases 241 to 663 code for a protein of 140 amino acids. The record is from RefSeq and is a predicted model, not a curated record. The transcript has 3 exons. NCBI's taxonomy places the organism in Eukaryota, Metazoa, Chordata, Mammalia, Rodentia, Muridae.